Messenger RNA from Photinus pyralis (common eastern firefly), 696 nucleotides. RefSeq lists its product as uncharacterized. The record is from RefSeq and is a predicted model, not a curated record. NCBI's taxonomy places the organism in Eukaryota, Metazoa, Arthropoda, Insecta, Coleoptera, Lampyridae. The coding region runs from base 75 to 683 and encodes 202 amino acids. The transcript has 4 exons.
UGUUCACAUAAAGUUAAACUUGGUACUUGACUUUUCUUUUGCUUUUCCCGAAGUUGCAUCCAAUAAAUAUUAAAAUGGCAGGAAAGAAGCGAACAAGUAAAGAGCAAUUUGAUAUUUAUGUGCGGAAUUUAGAGAAAAACCGGCUAUUGGUUACUGGCAGGUUGACACCAGGUAUGAAUAUAGAAACCUUGCAACAACUUUGGAGCUCCUUAGCAGAGGAAUUAAAUUCAUGUGGCAGUGGUCCAAUACGAAAGGUGGAGAGUUGGAAAAAGAUUUUUACGGAGUGGAAGUCUCUUGUGAAAAAAAGAGCCCGAGAAGGGAAAUUGUUAACUGAACUAGAAAAACGAUACUUGGAAGCAACAGGUGUUGUGUCCGUAACAGGUAUGACCUCGGCGAAAGAGCUAGGUAUUGCUUCUAUUGAAGAAAAGGAAUCGCAAAUCACUAAUGAGGAUAAUGUGGAGAUAGCCAUUCCAGAUCAUCAGGCAUGUAAUAUUGAAAUUGAAUUACAUGAUGAUAUUGAAGUUGUACCUGAUGAACCCCAUCCUAUUCCUUUGGCAGAAGAAAAAAUUAAAAAACCUGCUAAGAUUUCAAAGAGGACUACUAGCAAUCCUUUACUGAGUGCUGAGCUCCAAGCCGCAAUAACUAGAGUACUAUCUAUUAUGUACAAUAAAAUGUUUGUUUAAAUACCUAGAUACA